Molecule: messenger RNA, 5282 nt
Organism: Orcinus orca (killer whale)
Lineage: Eukaryota; Metazoa; Chordata; Mammalia; Artiodactyla; Delphinidae
Gene: FAM170A
Product: family with sequence similarity 170 member A
Exons: 8
Coding region: 4209-5153 (314 amino acids)
Biological process (GO): fertilization
Cellular component (GO): nucleus
Source: RefSeq, a predicted model, not a curated record
AUUAUUUCUUCAGAUAAAGUUUCUGUUCCUUUCUCUCUCCUACUUCUAGGACCCUUAUAAUAUGAAUGUUUAUACUCCUGAUGUUGUCCCAGAGAUAUCUUAAACUAUCCUCAUUAAAAAAAAAUUCUUUUUUCUGUUCACCUUCAGUGAUUUCCACUACUCUGUCCUCCAAUUCACUGAGCUGUUCCUCUGUAUCAUCUGAUCUACUGUUGAUUCCUUCUAGUGUAUUUUUAUUUCAGUUAUUGUAUUCUUUAGCUCUGUUUGGUUCUUCUUCAUAUUUUCUAGCUUUUUGUUAAAUUUAUCACUAUGUUUCUCUAUUCUUCACCUGAGUUCGUUAAGCAUCUUUAUGAUCAUUACCUUGAACUUUUUAUUGGGUAGACUGCUUAUCUCCACCUCAUUUAGUUCUUUUUCUGAUGUUUGUCUUGUUUAUUCAUUUGGAAUAUAUUUCUCUGUCUCCUCAUUUUGCCUAAUUCUCUGUUUAUUUCUAUGUAUUCAGUAGAUUGGUUAUGCUUCCCAAUCUUGGAGAAGUGGCCAUAUUACAGACAUACUAUGGGGCCUAGCAGCACGUUCUCCUGUGGUCUUCAGAGACAUAUGCUUUAGGGGUACCCUUAUGUGGGCUGUGUGGGCCCUUCUUUAUGGUGGGGCUGACUGUUGUGGGUGUGCUAGUAGACAGGGUUUGACCUCCACACCCCCCAGCCAGGUUGGCUGCGAGGCUUACCUUGUGCAGUGGAUGCUGAGCUGCUUGUGGGUGGGGUAAGUCUCAACAUGGCUGGUUGUGUGGCCUUGUGGGUCCUGGGGCCAGUGUUGGCUCUCUGAUGGUCAGGGCUGUGUCCCUACUAGGCUGGCUGUGGGGCCAGGGAGGCUCGGGGCUGGCACUGGGUGGGCCGGUAAGUCCCUGGCACUAAUAAUCUAGCAGAUGGACUCCAAAGUGGUGCUUACCAGUUCCAGUGUCCUCAUGGUAGAAUGAGCUCCCCAAAAUGGCUGCCACCAGUGUUUAUGUCCCCAGGGGGCGUCCCACUAGCCUCUUGCCUCUUUGGGAGGCUCUCCAAGAUCAGCAAGUGGGUCUGACCCAAAUUCCUUUCAAAUUACUGCUUCUGCACAGGGAUUUGGAGUAUGUGAAAUUUUGCAUGUGCCCUUUAAGCUAUUUCCCAGAGCCCUCUGGCUCUCCCAUAUACAAGUUCUGCUGACCUGCAAAGCCAGUUGUUCUGGGGGCUCAUCUUCCCAGUGCAGGACCCCCUGGCUGGGGAGCCCAAUGUGGGGUUUGGAACUCUUGCUCCUUGGAGGGAACCUCUGUAGUUGUGGUUAUCCUUCCAGUUGUGGGUCACCUACCCCAGGGGUAAGGCUCCUGAGUUUACUACAUCUCCACUCCUACCCAUCUCAUUGUGAUUCUUUUUUUUUUUUUUUUUAACUUAUUUAUUUUUGGCUGUGUUGGGUCUUCACUGCUGUGUGCGGGCUUUCCCUAGCUGCGGUGAGCGGAGGCUACUCUUCGUUGUGGUGCGCGGGCUUCUCAUUGCGGUGGCUUCUCUUGUUGCAGAGCACAGGCUCUAGGCAUGCGGGCAUCAGUAGUUGUGGCACGUGGGCCUAAGUAGUGGUGGCUCACAGGCUGUAGAGCGCAGUCUCAGUAGCUGUGGCUCGUGGGCUUAGUUGCUCUGCUGCAUGUGGGAUCUGCCCAGACCAGGGAUCGAACCCAUGUCCCCUACAUUGGCAGGUGGAUUCUUAACCACUGUGCCGCCAGGGAAGUUCUCAUUGUGAUUCUUUAUAUAUUUAGUUGGGAAAUCUUUUCUGCUAGUCUUCAGGUCAUUCUCAUCAAUAGUGGCUCUGUAAAUAGUUGUAGUAUUGGUGUGCCCAUGGGAGGAAGUGAGCUCAGGGUGAGCUCACCUCUUCCUACUCCAUCAUCUUAGCUACACCUCCUCAUUUCUGGAAAAUCUUGAGUUUAUGAAAGCAAAAUGUCUGUUGAUAAUAUAGAUGGUAGUCAGGCGUGAGGAAGAGACAGUUGACCAUUGGCUCUUUGGUAUAGUUUGAGGAAAGGUUUUUGCCGCUGGAAAGCAGAGGAAAGAAAAAAUGAUGAGUCUCCAUUAGUAAGUUCAUGAUUAUGAUAGGAAUCUCUUGGUCUAAGCUAAUAACCUUCUUUGACACAUAAGGAAAUUGAGGCCUGGUGAGAGUAAGCCUUCUUACUUGAAGUGUUUAUUGAGCACCUAUGAGUAUAUGUUGUAAAUGCUUGGGAUUCAUUAAUGAACAAAACAGAGUUCUCUAUCUCAGGUGCUAAGGCCCCACCAGCAGGGGCAGGAUGGGUGUUGGAAGCCAGGUGUCUUAAAUGCCCAUUGCUGUAUUGCUCAGGGCCAAAAGGACCGUAGCUUUAAGGUUGUUUAAAAUUCAUGUAAUGUAACUAUUAUGACUGGAAACCAUCAGAGGUUUGCCUGGUUGAUUUGAGAGGUAUUGGGAGAUUAUGAAACAAUCCUUUUGCCUUGUGAAUCUGAUUGACCUCCAGGCCAUUGAUAAUAUCUGCUGACUACCUCCCUUAUCCCAACCCCCAAUCUUGUCUUGUCUUUUUCUUCUCUCAGGUUUUUUUCUACCCUGUAAAGGGGAGGGAGCCAGAGCUGACAGAGUGACCAUUGAACCUUAAAGGAGAAACAAACAUAGUGCCCUAGGGCCUAGGGCUGAUCUCAAUAUUCAUAAACCAGGACAGGACAAUCAUCUUCUCUUGACAGAUGAGGAAGAUGGGGUUCUAACAGGCUAAGGAAAACUGCCCACAGUCACAGAACAAAAAGUGGUGGAUUCCCAGUCCCUGAAGGUCCUAGGACAUGUGCCAAGUAAUUACUUGGUGGAGCCAUGGCAGAGGAAAUUCAAAGGGAUUCUCCAAGAAGCAGAAAGAUUUAAUCUCAUCAGCAAACCCUCACAAGGCUGAAGUUGUCCUCUCUUCACUCUCCUGUUGCCUGAAACCUUAAGUCAUUCUGCAGUGCCCUUUCAAAUUGGGACCCGCCUCAGUCCAUGUGGUAUUUCUAAUGAAAGCAGUGACUUCUGGGAGUCUACCUCGUCCCGUGCACCAAUACUCCCACUGGAUCCUGGCCACUACCUCAAAAUGAGGUGUCUCUAAUUCUAGAGUGGAAUCAGGAGGAUCCAGAUGCAUUGCCACUUAUAACUGGUAUAAAUUACAGCCCACAAGCAGAGGUGUGCAAGAAACAGUACAAAACUUUUUUUUAUAAUUCCACGUAAUUUGUAUUUUAAGCCUUGAUCCUGCUGGUGUCCUGUUUGGAUUUCCGCCAUCCCUAUUUGGAAGUCAUACAGGGCCAAGCUUUUGAGGAAGUGCGUGGAAGCAUGAUCAUUGUUGACUGGAGCCCACAGUUGUAAGUGUAGACGUCCAUCAGCUCGGGGGCCAUGCCUCCUUUAGGUUUGGUGGCUGCUGUGCCAGGCAUGGGACAGGUUGCCAUGAUUCUGCUUGUAUGCAUACUAUAGCCAUCUCCUUUUAGAGUUUUUGCCCCAUUUACCCCUCCAGCCACACUUGAGAGGCCUUUUCUCCUCUAGGAUUUGCAGACAUCUCUCUCUGACUUAAUUAGCACAUUUCAACACUCCAAUAGGGAAACAAGACAGUACCUAAUUUCAAAAACCUGCUUCUGUUAUGUUUCUGCUCAAGUAUCCUCUCUUUUCCAUGGAGUUUGCGAUUUUAGAAAUAAAAGCCAAGAUCUUCAUGCUAUUUCUGCUGUGCCCUGCCAGGCUCUUCCACUGGCCAGAGAACAUAGGGUCUGCUACCCACCUGAAUGCAGAAGGGAAAGGGUGAAAUAAAGGAAGAAAAGAAAAUAAACAGGAACAGAUUAACAUCUCAAAAUAUCCUGCCACAUUGGAAAGAUGUGAGAGUUGAAUUCACGGGAAAGGUUCUACUGGGAAAAAGGAAUUGUUCUUGAAAAUGGGGUCUGUGCUGUUGCAGAGACUGUUGAACCUAGGUCCACAGAAUGCUCUGAGGUCAUCCUUGAGGUCAGAGAACUCUGCUGUGGCCGUGGCAACCUUUGAAACUUAGCAGCCCUGGUGAGCGCUAGGCAGUACUGCCGGUUCACUAAGUGGUCUAAGUUCUUCAGCCAUUUAGGAGACUUGACUAUUUUUAUUUGUAUUGAAUCAUUUCAACGGAUUUCCCAAGAGCCAAGAAGGGCCAAGCUGUAGGGAAGAGGAGGAGUUGGAGGCGAGGCAUCUUCUAAGGGAGACUUCUAGUUGGUACGAUGAAACAGCGACAAAAGAGGAAACAUCUGGAAAAUGAAGAGUCCCAGGAAACUGCCGAGAAGGGAGGAGGAAUCUUGAAGUCACAAGAGGAUCCCCCUCCGCUUGGAUCCACUGUGGUGGCCCAAGGCUGCAGCCCAGGGUCAGGGGAGGUCUCCUCUGCCUCUGAAUACUUCUCCUAUGCUUCUUCUCCAUGCAAGCUCAUCUGCAGUGAAAUCCAGAGAUUACAUCGAGACACUGCCCAGCCUAGAGCACCCCUAGCCCAGGUUCAGGAACAAGGGGAGACCACUCCCCCAUCACAGUAUGUCUCCUUCUCAUCCUCUUCAUCCUAUGAGGACUCUCUGUAUACAGACGAAGAGGAAAGGGGCAUGAAAAUAUUCUACAUGCGGGUACAAGUGAACAAGGGUGUAGCUGUCUCCUGGAUGAUAGAGAAACCCUUGGAGUUGCUAGAAAAGCAGCUGAGGAGAGAAGAAGUGACCCUUCCUGAGCAUGUGUGGGUAGGCAAUGCCAUCUCUCAUGUGUCCACCAGAAACCUGUCUGACAGUGAGACCACUGGGGAGGAGAAUGAGUGUGAGGAAAGGGCAGAGCCAGACAGCCCAUCAAGGUCACCUGCAGUCAAGGAGACGCCCAGGGCCAAGACACCGGACUGGCUGGUGACCAUGGAGAUGGGCUUCAGGUGCAUGGCCUGCUGCCGGGUCUUCCCCACCUUGGAGAUCCUCCAGCAGCACGUGCAGUACAGUGUCCAGGACGGCUUCAGCUGCCAUGUCUUUCAUCUCGCCAUGUCCCAGCUGACGGACAAUGUGGAAUCCGAGAGCACCUCUGAGGAGGAGAAAGAGGAGCAAGAAGAAAAGGAGAAUGAGGGGCAGCAGCCCACGGGGGAAGACCUCUGCCCAAGGAGCUGGUGUCCAGUCUAUGUGUUUCAUUCUCCGAAGGACAGGAACAACUGAGAUUCAUGGGACAGAAGAUCCCGGAAGAUGGUGUGGCCUUCUCUUGGAAGAGGGAGAAGAAAGGACCCUCAGGAUAGUAGCAGACAGAAUGCCGUGGUCUGAAGGAGGAUGAAGGGACCAGCACUCAGU